Numida meleagris (helmeted guineafowl) is the source of this 9766-nucleotide messenger RNA. RefSeq names its product ELK4, ETS transcription factor (gene ELK4). Gene Ontology annotation, cellular component: nucleus. Gene Ontology annotation, molecular function: sequence-specific DNA binding; DNA-binding transcription factor activity, RNA polymerase II-specific. The coding region runs from base 284 to 1630 and encodes 448 amino acids. NCBI's taxonomy places the organism in Eukaryota, Metazoa, Chordata, Aves, Galliformes, Numididae. The transcript is spliced from 5 exons. The record is from RefSeq and is a predicted model, not a curated record. Gene Ontology annotation, biological process: regulation of transcription by RNA polymerase II; cell differentiation.
GAAGUGUGGCGUACGGCGGCCGCGGUGGCUCCGCGGCGUUGGGGCUGGCGCUGCGCGUCCCGCCAUGUAACGCGCCGCUCCCCGCCGCCGCCUCCUCUUCCUCCGCGCCGCUGUCCUUCGCUGCUCGCCCGGCUCCUCCCGCCCGGGGAUGGGGGCCCGGCGCCCGGCCCGCCGAGGGGGCUCCCGGCCAUGAAGGGCGGCGGGGGGGCCGCUUCCAGCACCUGCCCGCCGCGACGGGACCGCAACGCCCGGGGACCGGCGGGGCUCCUCCUCGCUUACUGCUAUGGACAGUGCUAUCACCCUGUGGCAGUUCCUCCUCCAACUCCUGAAGGAGCCUCAGAACAAGAAUAUCAUCUGUUGGACCUCCAAUGACGGGGAGUUCAAACUGCAGCAGGCAGAGGAGGUGGCCAGACUCUGGGGAAUCCGCAAGAACAAGCCCAGCAUGAACUAUGAUAAACUCAGCCGUGCUCUCAGAUACUAUUAUGUGAAGAAUAUCAUUAAAAAAGUGAAUGGUAAGAAGUUUGUGUACAAGUUUGUUUCUUAUCCGGAGAUUUUAAAGAUGGAUCCUCUUGUCGUGGGCCGGAUCGAAGGAGACCCCGAGCUGCCCGGCUUUGCAGAGGUCAGCAGUGCCCCAAAGGACGUGGAGAACUGCGGGAAGGAGAAGUCUCAGUCGUGUGCUAAAUCCUCCAGCCGCAACGACUACAUCCACUCAGGCCUGUACUCCUCUUUUACGCUGAACUCCCUGAACUCUUCCAAUGUCAAACUCUUCAGGUCCAUCAAGAUUGAGAAUCCAGCUGAGAAACUGACGGAGAAGAAACCUGCUCAGGAUCCGACGCCGUCUGUCAUCAAGUUUGUCACCAUGCCCUCCAAAAAGCCUUCACCCGUCCCCCUGGUCGCUACCACUUCAACGGUCUCUGCUACUUCCACUGCUUCUGCCACCUCGGCUGCAUCCUCCCUUCCCAUGGGAUCCGAAGAAACUCUGCAGACCUUGGAGACCCUUGUUCUCCCCAAGUUAACGAUCCCUGAAGCUCCAGCACCUUUGCCAAACUUGACCACCAGCUUUACCCCAACUCCACCUGUGUCCUCGGUUUCUCCCGUUCUGCAAGUUCCUUCCACACCCCCAUCGCCGCCCCUGAGUUCUAAUCCUGACCUGGACAUUGACACGGACAUAGAAUCAGUGGCUUCUCAGCAGCUGGAGCAGGCUCAGAGCCUUCAGCAUCAAUCCCCAGAGCCCAAAGAGCAGGAUUCAUCUGUGCUGGAGAAGGAAUUUGCCAAUCAUCUCUCCAGAUCUAAAAAACCCAAAGGGCUGGAGUUGGCUCCUACUCUCGUCAUUACAGGCAGCGAUCCAAGUCCAUUGGGGAUACUGAGCCCUUCCCUCCCCACUGCUUCUCUUACUCCAGCACUUUUCUCCCAGACUCCCAUCUUGCUGACCCCAAGUCCCUUGCUCUCCAGUAUUCAUUUCUGGAGUACCCUCAGCCCGGUUGCUCCUCUCAGUCCUGCAAGGUUGCAAGGUGCUAAUACGCUCUUUCAGUUUCCAUCAGUGCUGAACAGUCACGGCCCAUUCACGCUGUCUGGACUGGAUGGACCCUCUACCCCUGGCCCAUUUUCCCCUGAUCUGCAGAAGACAUAGCACAUGAACUCAUGGGAAGGACAUAUUGGCAAGCAAGGAAAAGAGAUGACACUUAUAUUUAACCAUGUUUUUUAAAAGAGCAAUUUAUAAUUCCACAGAGAUGAUCAACAGUCAUAGUUUUUGCCAUUCCCAGAUAAAAAUGCCUUUUUUUGCAAAAUUCCUGUUUUUUGAAGACCCAGAUUGGUAAUGUUUAUGCAAAUGCCUUAAUAGGAGCUGAAGCUCCGGUCUCUUCUCUUCCCUCCUUGGUUGGAAGACUUCACUAUGGUUAAAGGGAGUUUCAAUUGGUGUUGCAGUAACUGAGUCUGCACUGUUUGCAGUAAAUAGCAUCAGAGAAGUCUUUUCUCUGUGACUCUUGGAAAACCUCUGUUCUUCUGCUUCCUGUGCUUGGCAAGAAGAAAUUUAAUCACGAUCGAAGCUGGCAUUCCAGGAAAUGCUUGGGAAAGGAGUGUGUGUGCACUCAGCUUUGCCUUGGGGCCUGGUAACUUCUGCAGCAGCAAAACAGCCCUCAUCUUACCUGCUGUAAAAACAUCUUGUCUCUUUGCAGGUGGAAGUGUUUCAAGGCGUACUCGAUGGUUGUGUUACUGAGAUGUGGACAGUUUCUCAAUGGCACUGCGUGCAGACAGCCCGGCCUCACGGCUUCCGAGCUUCAGUGAGGGGGCACGGCCUGGAGGCAGACGAGUGGUGGGAUGAGUUCUUUUCAGUUCUCAGAAAGUUCAAAUGCUGAAGUCCAAACAUUUCUUGUGCCAGAGACCUGUAAUCUCACUGCUAGAAGAUGAGCAGGGUGGUGGAUUUUUACAUGAGGUGCUGAGGGUUUAUCUGUGACACGAGGUUGCUGCCUGAUGCUCCGUUUUCAGCCCCAAGCAGUGGGUGAGAGCACUGAUGUCUGAGCGUUGUUACCGCUCUUAUCCCACACUUGGAAGCAGAGAAGCUUUUCCCAGCUCUUCUCUCAAGUUUGGCUUUCAAUCUAUUGCUUUUUUUAAUUGGAGGAAGCACUCAGACCCUGAAAAAGAUGGGCUCGAUGUGUGCAGCUAGUUGAGGGAGGUACCACGGCGUAUCCACCUCGCUGUACAUUUGCACUCGCUUUUCUUUCCUUGGUGGCCACGUGUGUGUGAAUUAAUGCAAGGUGAGUUUCCAGAGCCAUUCGAAACGCUGAUGAAAUUUUUAAUUAGAUUUCCAAACCUCAGGAGGCCUUGUAAGAGAAGGGAGGAGUGGAAGAAGAGGGACUUGCCCGCAGAGCUUGGAUGUCUCGCUCCGCUGGCGCUGCGUGCCCUUCCACUUGGGGCAUCUGCUGUCAGGCAGCAACUUCUGUGUGCCACUCACGUUGAGCUGAGUGACGCAAGAUAAUCUUCAUAAAAUACCUGCUAGAAAAACAGAUGGAGGCCGUCUCCUUCCUUUGGUAUCCCCGCUGGCUGGCUGUGGAGUUUUAAUGAGCAGGGGAAGGUUGUCCCUUCACAGCACGAGGAGCUGGCAGUGUGCUUCUUGCAUAGCGCACCUGUUUGAUGGAGAAACGGUGAGCUCAGGCUUACCAGAGUUUUCCUUUUGCCACUUUUGCAGACUGAAUUCACUUUAAAGCGUACCUAUGACAGUACCCAGGACUUCAUUUACUGCAGUGAUGUUCUCUAUAUACUCGAGCAUUGAGAUGUAUCGACCGCUUUGUACGUUUCUGAUACAGCACCCUAGGCAUGAGCGGGUGUAACGGGGUUGCUUUUUGGGCAUUGCUCAUCCAGAAAGUCCUCUGCCAAGUGGGAGAAAAGAGAAUGCCUAUUCAGGUGCAGGUAGCAGGGAGUGAGCUCGUGGAGCGAACCGUCUUCCUGUUGGGUUUCAUUGGAGGCACGAUUCUGCUUUGCAUUUAGACAUCAGCAGAUACAGGAUAAAGUUCCUGUGCCGGUGGCUCUUAAAAUGACAAUGUGCAAUAUUGACUUUUUCUUUUUAAAACGCAGAGAGAAACCUGCGGAUCAUAAAAUUAAGAGCAGGCAUGUGGAAUUUUCUGGUUUGCAUGAUAGCUUAUGAGUUUGCUCUAGAAAAUAUAUAUAGCUAUAUAUAAAUAGCAGCACUUUUAAUGGUUGUUUUAGGUUGGCCAAUUUUAUGCCCACUGUGUGUGUGGAUUUGAGAGCGACAUUGCAGACUAGGAUUAGAGUUUAAAAAUAACUAAUGAGCACUAAAGACUUGCAAUUUAAUUGCUUCCUUUUCCUUGUCCCCUAUGGAGAAAAGCCAAGUUUUAGUUUAAAAAAAAAAAAAAAAAAAAAAAGUCGUGUAUGUGCACACAUGCACUUAAUUUUUUUUGUAAGCUGUAUCACUUUCAGCAUAGAUAUGCAAGAGAACCAAAUGCUAACUAAUAGAGCUUGUCAGUUUUGCUUGGCCUAGUUUCACGCUGCUCUCCGAGUCGCUGCAGCAGCAGAUUGCACUGCCACAGCUGUGAGAUGCACGCUCACCUUCAGGAAUACCCGCUUAGAGAAAGCUGCUGUGAAAGUGCAGCCCCUCUGUAUUUCAGCCUGGCAGUGUCCAGCUUCCUGACGGGUGAGGUGAGAAGAUCGUGGCUUGUGCUUAGGCACCUGCCUUGGAAAACAGGAGCCCCCUAUGGGGUUGUAAUCUCAGGAGGCAGUUGGGAAAGCAAACUGUAAGGCUGGGCACGGGGAGGUGGGAGAGAGGCUUGCUCACGUUUUCCCCACUUCAGGUCACUUAAGAUAAUACUGUCUUGUAUAUAUGCUGCCUCAUUAAGCAGACGUUUAUUAAUAAGCAUAGAACUGCCAGCUUUUUUGGAUCACAUUCCUUGGAGCUCAGUGAUGUGACUUGCUGGUACUCUGCUGGCUCACUUCAGGAGCAGUUUGCAGCUCAUUGCAACUUGUUUUUAGUGUAGGGAAGGUGAGGUUAGUAUAGGCUCUUCUUUAAUUAUCACAUUAGCAGUUUGUAAUAUGGAUAUAGUACCAUGUUGGUUUAAAAAAUAGUGCAGCAUUACAGAAACGUUUUGUUACACUGCAGUUCAUGUUGCUGAAGUAACCGUGGUAUUGUUGAAUGCUUUGAUAGUAUUUGCAUUGGUUAAUUCAUAGAUGGUGGUAGAAUUAGACUGGAUGAGCAUGGAAGCUGAACAUCUGUCUUGCUUCUGGAAAUCUCUUUUUAAAUGUCAUUGCUGCUGUAUAAUAGUACUGCAGAGCUGCAAAGCUUGCGCUGCUGCUGCUGUCUGUGCUAUGUCUGUCUUUUUGGAGGACCUGAACCAUCAGGAUGCCACCAGCAACACGUGCUGCGAGCAGAGACAAUCCGAGGAAAGCAGAACUGUGCUGAUAACACCCUACAGUGACAGAACAAUCCCUGUUCCAUCUUCCUGUUUUCAGAGAUGUGAUCCUAGCGGUGAGGGCGGUGGGAGAAAGCAACGCUUUCUCCUUAACAGAGUGGAAUUCCAGAACCUUGCUUCAGACAUUGGUCUUCAGCAGUGACAGCUGAAUGUAUUUCCUAUGCACUGCCUUUGGCACGCUCAGGUUGCAUUCUGCAGCAGGUCAGGAAGUGAUGCAAUCCCUCCAAUUUGGGAGUUCAUUGUGUUCCCUCAAGAGUGUCCUAAGACUUCAGUAUCCCCGCAUUCCUUGCUGGAAAGGAGUGUGCAUUGUCACAGGGAAGGCUUUGGCUGUUCAGUAGUUUGUUUGGGGUAAUUUCUCCCUCUGACAGGUUUUCAGAUCUCGGAUAUCUAGCAGAUAGAUUCUUGGUUGUUUUUUUUUAUAGUGUUCAUUUUAACCACGGUGAGGGCUGCUUACGUGCAUACCUUCCAUCACAAAGCUCUUCAAAGUGUAGUCACUGCGUAACGUCAGGUUCCCCCAAACUUCAGUUUCGGUGCAAGAAUUUCAGCAGCUUGGGCCCGGGUGGCAGAGCUGGCCUGGCACAUCCAGGCAGCUCCAAGGGAAGCUUGGGGUGCAGAGUUGUGCUCCACUUCUGCAGAAUUUUCCCAGUGCUGAGUUUGGAACCCACAGAACUGACAGUCUCCUGGCUACCCGUGCUUUACUGGUGGAUCUUUUAGUUACUUUUUGUUCCUGUUUUAUAGCUUUUUUUUUUUUUUGUAUGUACUCAUAUUUUACCACUUUUGGACGCGUGUUUGUUUACAAGACACAUCUCAGUGUUGUAUCAAGAGGCUAUCUUGGUAUGGUCAGCUAUGAAAUAAACUACAUCAGUAGUUCAGGAACGUCGUCAAAAUGGAGAGAUGCUUUGAAACUCCAUGUGUGAGUUCUGGGUGUCCGUAACCAUUUUGUUCUCUCUUGUUCCUUAGUUCUCCCCCUGUAGGAAAUAGAUCUAGCUUCUGGUCCUGGGUAUGGACAGUGGAUUUUGUCUGGCUGCUUUUGGAGCAUGGCAUUGCAAGCAGGCAGCCCGAGCCCCACAGGAUUUAAUCACAGCAGCCUGAGUUGAAAACCCAUUCAAAUUGCAAUCACGUUGCUUAAGAAGCGACUCGGGGUGCUUUAAUGAGGGGUGGUAGGUCUUGUCUAAACAGGAAUUUCUGUGGUUUGAUGCGAGCUUAAUCAAACAGUAAUUGGCAAUGGCUGCUGUUCAGUCUGAGCAGUGUUAGCAAAUCUGCUUAAACGUGGAAGCCUUUGGCGGCCGCCAUCCAGUUGAGCGGCGGUUAAUGUGUGCCGUGCUAGAGUCCAUCUGCUGAAAUCAGGGGCUGUCAGAUGAAGAUUAAAAGAUAAAAACGUGGUGACAGUGGUUGUACACAGCUCUUCAGGGCUAUCGCUGCAAAAGGCUUUUUCCUGGAUUGACAUCUGCAGACGCGGCGUUCCAUUAGUGCGAGCAAAGAGUACGGAGUUCCGCAGGAGCCCUUUGUAAAAGCAGGUUCCAAAGAGGGAAAUAUUUCUGCAAACAGAACCUAAUCUUUUCUGUGUGGCCUGCUUUGAGUCCUAAGGAUGCAAGGUAGGAGCUGCACUGACGGCAGCGCUGCCGUGUUCGUGCUGUCUGUGUUGUGCAUCACCAUUGGACCUUCUGCUUCCUGGCUGUCCUGGUGCCCCCUGAAGCAGAAGGAUGGGAUGCUGGGUUUGGGUCUCUGGUAGAUCUAGAACUGAGGAAUGUCAUUCUGGAUUUGUCCAAAGAACAAAGGAAAUAAGGGAGGAUACGUUCAGUGCAGGAAGUUGAUUCUUUUUGGAGGAUGCAGCUUGACUGACUGCAACCAUCCUUGGUUUGGUUUGUUUUUUCUUUUUCCCCCUAAAAUUGACCUGCACGAUAAGAAAGCUGGGCAGGGCCUCGUGUUUCUGCUUGGACGUGCACGCUGGUGCAUUUCCCUUUCCAGACAGCAAGACAUCAGAUUCAUAUAAACUAUUCUACGGAAAACAGUAGGACUGAUUAGAAUGGAUUUUCAUUUCCCCUCCCCUUCCAAAGAAUGUCGUAGAAGUCCUUAAUUGCAGAGCUGUUCCAGGCAUCUAAUUAAAAAAGCAUACUUGUACAGCUGAAGGCUUGUUUCCUCUAUGCAUUGCUCCACUGAGGCUGAACAGCUCUCCAUACACAAACAUACACGUGCACAGCUAUCCACUGCCAGGGGACGUGUGCUCAUUGUGCAGCCUGGCUUGCAGGUUUGUACAGAGGGCACUUGCAGUGCACACUCAGAGCAAAUGCUGCACGCUGCAGCUGCCACUUUAAAACAUUUUGCACGUGCUGUUGAGGCUUCUGGGGGCUUGUCUUUCUUCCUUGCAAGCACUCAAAUCUGUUGUUCCACAGUGUGGGCUCGUGAUUGCCAAAGGUUGUUUUUCAAAUGCAUCUUUGACGUGGUUGUAUGCUACAUCUUCCUUUAAAAAAAAGAAGUGUCUUAAAUGGAUCUUUGAAUGAUAUGUGCACGGAACAAAAGCUGGGACUUGUUUUUUUUUUCCCUCUUCCUAAAACGUUUCUCUGUUGAGACCACGGGUUGCAGAAGGUUUUCAUCUCAAAGUGGGGUUGGAGCAGGGGUCACUGUCAGCAUUUGGAAAACAGGGCUCUUGUAACGGAGAUGCAGGACGAGCUGCAAGCAGUGCAGGGAGGGUGGGAAGCACUGCUUGGAGCCCACGUCCUCGAGCAGCACGUGCAGCAGCGCUGUACUCAUAACUGGAAGCUGUUUUUUCAUUGCUUUUUUUUUUUUCUUUAUCCUUUCAUUAUUUCCUCCAACACAGGAAGGCUGUGAGGAUGGCCUCUGCAUGGGUCCUGGUGUGUGCUGUGUGCCGGGGUUACAAUAGCUGGGUGUGCUCUGGGCUCCUGGAGAUGUGUUGUGGGUUUUUUUCGGCUAGCAUGUCUUAACUCUUCAGGCUUUGGAACUGCUUUAGAGAAUGGUGUUGACUUUUUGUUCUGCCGUUGUUCAGUUGCACAGAGUUUUAUAUAUAAUGAUGUACUAGUUUUAACGUUAAUUCUCCGUGAACAGGGUUGAGAUUAUUCAUUGUAGUUUUAAAAGAAAAAAAAAAAUGUAUUCUAAGACUCCCUUUGAAAAUCUUGUUUGUAUUCUGUUGCAGUGUUACCAGAUGGCCUUAUGUACGUCACAGUGUUUUGUGAUAAGUACAGUAGCACAUUUAAUGCUUAUCUCCCCCAACCCCUCUGUUUUUAGAGCUGAGAAGUGUAUUCUUAAUAAUAGAGAUGGGAUAAAUAGGGAGGUCCACGUGACACGUAUAGUAAAGAUAGUGGUUGUCUCCUCUAAGGCACGUUAGGGCAGCUGGGAUCAAUCUGAGGCUGCAGUGACUGGGCAGGGGAGGCAGCCAGCACGGGACUUUGUCUUGGGACUGCUGAGAACACGGAGCACGCUGAUGGCAGACAGCACUUGUGUGCUUGUGAAGCAGGAAGGGUCCCUCGGCUGCUGCAGGGCUGCUCUGAAUUGCAGCAGCUGAGGAUCUGCUCCUUGCAGCUUCCUGCCCAUGGCUCAGCCAGAGCCAGGGGGGGAAAGCAUCGGCUGAACUGGAGAGAACUGAAGCAACCAAAUCAGCGGUGGUGACGUCUGGCAGUUGUUGUUCUGUUUCUUUUUCAAGUGCACAUCUGUUUUGGAAAGUGUUUGUUUUUUUUUUUCUGAUGCCUUUAGUGCUACCCUUCAAGUGAUUUUUUUUAUUAUUAUUAUUAUUAUUUUUUUGUUAGGGUAGUGUGGGCUCUUUGUAGGUCAGCACGAUGAUGCCUGCAGUAUUUCUCAUACUACAGCAGCUCUGACUCUUCUGCUUGGAGCAGACUGAGGAGGCAGCUGCGCCAGCUUUCUCUUUUAACUCUGAAGCGGAUUCUCUUUUACUUUCCUGUAAUUCAGUAGAAACAUCAGUGGUAAAAAUGAUCCGAAGUCGGCAGAUGACGUUUUCAGUUACUCUUUCCAGAACAGAACUGCAUUUCAUACACGUGUCUAGUGCCAAGUCCAGAGGCAAAGUUAUGUCACAGCAAACAUCUGCGAGCUUCCUACCUUGGAGACUUAUUCUAGACCUGGAUUUUGGAGACAGCAGUGACCUUGUACUUACUUUGGUGCUCUGGUUACAGGUGGGAGAGAGUAGCUUCUCAGUCUUACUUCAGAAAAAUAAUACCUUAUAAUAAGAGUAUCUUAAUGCCAUUGUGUUUAAAAAAGAAAUGCUGGUAUGUAAUGCAAGUACAUAAAUAGCCAAAGUUUUCAGUAAUUGUUCAGUGUUACUAAAUUUGCUUUUAUUUAACCUUCCAAGGUAACAUGUUAGGAAGACCUUCAGCGUGUUGAUACCAUGUUGGGAAAAGAAGUCUGAUCAACUUAAUUCUCGUACAUAUGCAGCUCUUUGAACACAUUUCAGGUUUGACUACGAUUUGGAGGGCAAAAGUCUAAGAUGCAAAUCUUACUUUGGAGGAAGUGCACUGUAAUGACUUCAGAGUGACUCGUGCUGCUUUUAAAGGGCGGCAUAUUGGCAGUUUUUAUUCAACCAUAAUGAAGGUCUUUCCUGAGAAAUCAGGUGACUUUUCUAUUGCUUCAAUUUUUGUGCAAAAAAAAAAAACAAAAAAAAUCCAUGUAUUGCAAUCUUUUUUUUUUUUUUUAAAUAGGGUGGGAAUAGUUAAAGAAAACUAUUUUAUGUAAGAACUGACAGAGAGAUUUGCUUUGUAUAAUGCAAGCUGGCUUUAAAAAAAGCAUUGUAGCAAAUUAUUCAAGUCAAUCAUAUGUUAAUAGUUAUGUGCAACCAGACAUGCAAAACAAUUGUAUUUUUUUAAAUAAAUAUUUUUAACAAA